Messenger RNA from Thermothielavioides terrestris NRRL 8126, 885 nucleotides. RefSeq lists its product as uncharacterized. The coding region runs from base 185 to 712 and encodes 175 amino acids. NCBI's taxonomy places the organism in Eukaryota, Fungi, Ascomycota, Sordariomycetes, Sordariales, Chaetomiaceae. The transcript is spliced from 3 exons. The record is from RefSeq and is a predicted model, not a curated record.
AGAGCUCCCAGCCUUUGCCCGUCCACCACCCCCCGAUCCCCCCCUUCCUGGCAGCCUUCCUCCCCUUCUCUCUUUCUUUUCUACUCAGGUCUUCCCCAUCUACCUGCCAUCAAAAUCUGCCCUCCUGCACCCUCAGAUAUCCCUCCUGUCACCAAUUGACGCUUUUGCAAAGCCACAUCCCACAAUGUCAGGUCGCAAGAGAAAGCAGGAUGAGGAGGACGAGCUCGUUUCCCUGCCCAGCGGCGAAGAGGAGGAAGAGGAAUAUGUAGAAGAUGAGGAGGAGGAUGAAGAGGAGAUCGAUGAUGAAGAGGACGAGGACUUCGACGAGGAGGGUGAGGGUGAAGAAGGCGAGGACGAAGAGGGCAAUGGCGUCCCAGAACCCCCAGACCAAGCUCCUCCCAAGAAGAAGCUAAAGACGGCACCGGCCGCCGAGGGCGAAGUGCCUCGCAAGAACGGCACCGCCGCGAACGGUGACGGAGAGGAGGAGGAGGCUGAAGACGAGGAGGAAGAAGAGUUUGACGAGGAGGAAGAAGGUGAAGGCGAGGAGGAAGAAGGCGAAGGCGAGGAGGAGGAGGAAGAAGAGGAAGAGGAGGAGGGCGGCGAGGAGGAAGAGGAAGCACCCGCAAAGGGCGUUGGCAAGGUCGCCGGUGGCCCCAAGGCCGCCAAGGCCCAGUCCCAGGCGGUUGCUGCCGGCGGUGACGAGGAGGACUGAUGGACGCGCCGCAGCCUCCGGCGCCGCGUCCCUCCCCCACCUGCCGCUUCACCUUGCCCCAGGCGCUCGCUCCAUCAGGUUGAACUGUAACUUCUCGUCGUGUCUUGCCUCCUUCAAUGCUAGAAUGGCUGGUCCCGUCUCUGGUGCGUUUCGAAAUGCAUCGAGCCGGGUUU